Messenger RNA from Rhizoctonia solani, 546 nucleotides. RefSeq names its product modifier of rudimentary (Mod(r)) domain-containing protein. Gene Ontology annotation, cellular component: ESCRT I complex. Gene Ontology annotation, biological process: protein targeting to vacuole; protein targeting to membrane; ubiquitin-dependent protein catabolic process via the multivesicular body sorting pathway. The transcript is spliced from 4 exons. NCBI's taxonomy places the organism in Eukaryota, Fungi, Basidiomycota, Agaricomycetes, Cantharellales, Ceratobasidiaceae. The record is from RefSeq and is a predicted model, not a curated record. Bases 1 to 546 code for a protein of 181 amino acids.
AUGAACACCCAAUUGAUACAAGAUUUUCCCGAGCUAGCCAAUCUACCACGUGAAGACCUUGAAGCCAUGCUCUCCGAUCCUGCAUAUUUUCAGGCCAUAUUCCACUCGCUCAGCCAUACAAAGGCGCUCCUUGCAUCCCAGACCGAGCUGGGAAUGGCAAAUGAAGCAAUAGCCAAGCAUAACCUCUCUCUUCAGAAUGAGCUAUACGACCUGCGUUCUACAACCAAGGAUGCAUAUGACAGGGCCAGGGACCUUCAGAAUAGAUGGGCAGUAGUGGAUAGGGAGCAGCGGGAAGUAUACCAGCGAUUCACUCCAUCUUUCCUAUUGAUGAGACUUCGUCAUGCUACAACGGCGCAGGAUGAUGCCUCGGAGGCGGCUGCGGCCGCGUUCGUGCAAUCAUCACAGACUGCCAAGCCAGCAGAGGCUACUUCUCAAGAGCUUGAUGACUUUGUUCGUGAUUUCAAGGAAUUACGAAAAGUUUACCACAAACGAGUGUUCUGGGGAGAUCAGUGGAACGCUGGAAAGGUGACAUGGCGAGACGAUUGA